AUUAAUUUAAAGAUUUUCUAAUAUCAAAACAGCAUUCUUAUUUUGUAUCAUGUUGAUACCUUAUAUAAGCAUUAUCCAUCAUGUAUAAAUCACCAUUCAUCGGAGAGGGUGUUUAGGUCACAGGGCAUUUACGCCAUUUUUUAUAAUGUCAAGGGCUUAACUGUCUUACACUUUCUCUUUAUACAGCGAGUGCUCUUUGGCGGCAAAAGGAAGAAGCAAUGUCCAAGUCUUGCAAGGGCCUCGCCAUGGAGUUGGUUAAAUGCCUCAGUGAAUCUAAUUGUGUUAAGGUCGAGAAUCGCUCGUAUCGGGAAUGUGCAGGAGAAAAGGAACCCUCAAUACCAAGUGAGUGUGUGGGGCUAAGGGAGACAUACUUCAAUUGCAAGAGAGGCCAGGUUGACAUGCGAGCUCGGAUAAGAGGAAACAAGGGAUAUUAGGCAGAGACUUCUACACAUUCAACAUUGAACCUUUUCUUUCAGUUUCUGGUUUUCUCAUCUGAGUUGCCCAUAGACAAGCCCUCAGAAACCAUUACAAAUGUCUAGUUUUACUCAUAAAAAAGGGGAAAAAAAAUUUCAGUUGUCUUUAGUGCUGUAUAGGUGGAGGCCAUGUGCAGAUAUUGAAGAGCUCCUGCAGUUCUAUGAGAGGUUUUAGGUUUCUUGGUUCUACCAGUUUUGAGUUCUAAUCGAGAGGUCUGGAUCCAUCGGUUGGGUAAAUGUAUUUAAUAUGAGCAAUUUCCAAGUGUUCGCAAUGGUACUGGCCCAUAAAUUCUUGCCGAAUUUGAAUUUAUGUAUUAUGGACACACGUGUUUAUGAUUCUUUACUCAAUCGACACAAAGAACAUGGUGCCUGUGUUCGAAUC
Messenger RNA from Amborella trichopoda, 855 nucleotides. NCBI's taxonomy places the organism in Eukaryota, Viridiplantae, Streptophyta, Magnoliopsida, Amborellales, Amborellaceae. The record is from RefSeq and is a predicted model, not a curated record.